UUUGCUUUGUGUUUAUUUCUUUAGGGAAUGAUAGUGUAGGAGUGUAGGAAAGCUUGAUCUAAGAAUUCUUUUAAACAGUUUUAAAGGAAAAGAUUAAAAGUGAAUGAAGUGGAUAAAAAUGAAUGCAGAGAGCUGACUGCAAAACUACGAGAGCAUAAUAGGCCUUGCGCAAUAUGUCUGUCGUCAGUCGAACUGGAUUCUUGGCAGAUGGGGAACUGACAGGAUCAGGAGCAUUUGACUCCCUGACCCUGGACUUCUGAGUUCGGGUCUGUGGACAAAAGUGAGCUGAAUUGAUAUGCGCUGUUGAGAAAGUGCAUUAAUUGAUAAGAGUGUCCAAUAUACUGCAGAGCAAGAGUAGUCCUGAAGAGCUUUAGAGUUAAGGCAGACUUGAAAACAAAGUGAUUCAAGUACUGUUUUUAGAAUAUACUCUCUCCGCAUAAUGCAAUUAGAAAGAAGCAUGCAAUGUUUUGUUGUGCGGCGUAGAUAGAGGUGGCUCACGUGUAUACAUGUGACCUCUAUGCCCUUUGGUAGAAUGGCAUUUUAGGUCUAAAGACUCAUGGACUUUUCACAAAAUCACUUCCUCAGUGUGCACCACAGUAGCCCAGUUCAGUGUGGGUAAAAGCGUGGGUGAGUGUAUUGUAGAGCCUGCACUGGAACGAAUAAUUUAAAAAGGUGCCUGAGUGUUCAGCGCACAUCAAGAUGAAGAGUAUUUGUGCUAUCAAGUCUCACAGCCAUGUUUUCUCCAGUGCAGGGAAGUCUGCUGUGUACCCUGCGUAGUUGCACCAGUUUCUGUCACUCUAAAAUAUGUGGAGAGAGAUAGGAAGCAGUAGUUCCUAAAGACAAGUCUUAUGUUUCCAAUUUCUGAAGUCUUGGAAGGAAGGUAUAGAUAAAAAUGAGACAGAGACAGAGAAGGCCAAUACAGGGCUUGUGGCAGACAAAAAUGCUUCUUUGUAUCGCUGUAGCCACAUAAUAUUAUAUAACCUAGAAUUCAGCUUAAUCCACGUGGAAGUGGGCUUGGUUUUGCCCAUCUAGCAAAGUGAAAUUUGUAACACCUUCAGAGUGCAGGUCUGUUAAAGAUUUCUGAGUGGGGAUGGCAGGUGUUGGUAGGAGCCUGGACUAAGUCCAGUGAAAAUUAUGCUUUUGGAUGUGAUUUCCUGUUAGAUAAAAAGGUUGUGUAAUAUAUAGAAUGUAGAAGAAUCUCCAAAGUUUGUCUGGAAGAAAUUGGAUGGCUGCUAUUUAUAUGUGUUGUUUUGCAUGGUUGCAUUCUCUUUCUUCUUCUUUGCUUCUUUUUCUGCACUCUUUCUAAAGCCCAGUAUGAAUUCAUUAUUGGCCUUUAAUUCAAAAGUUCAGAUUUAGUGUUUGAAUGGAUUAUAGGCUCAUACUUGGGCAGAAGGAACUUUUUGCUUGAUUAGCAAAGGCUAUUUAAUUUAGCUUUCCUAUGUGCAUGCAAAUAUAUUCUAACAGGCUGUUUGCAAGAUGCAAAAUUCUUUAGAUACCAGAUUUACUCAGUGUCAGAAAGAUCUCAAAAACCCAUGAGGAACUUGCAUACAAACCUAAGAGCAGCCAGCAUCAAGCGUGAAAUGACCUUCCCUGCAUUUCAACAGGAGGAUGUAAAAAGUGACAUCAGUCAAAAACUGCCAGACCAACAGUUUCUCCUGUUUGCCACAAAGGAGGAAGAUUUAAAAACAGCAGAGACCAAAAAAACAAACAGAGUUCAUGAGUAUGAAAAGGAAAACACUCGUUCUAUUUGCCUUCUUGAACAGAAGCGCAAGGUUGUUUCUUCAAAUAUUGAUGUGCCUCCAGCAAGAAAAUCUUCAGAAGAACUGGACAUGGAUAAAGUAACAGCAGCCAUGGUACUAACCAGUUUAUCCACCAGCCCUUUGGUUCGCAGCCCUCCUAUCCGACCCAAUGAAUCCCUAAAUGGAUCUUGGAAAGAGGGAGGAUUUGUGCCUUCUAGUACCAGCAGUAGUGGAUACUGGAGCUGGAACGCUCCCAGUGAUCAGUCCAACCCAUCUACCCCAUCUCCGCCUCUGUCAGCUGAUAGUUUCAAAGCUUUUCGAACACCUUCCCAGCCAGAUGAUGGUAUUGAUGAAGCUGAAACAAGCAACCUUCUCUUUGAUGAACCCAUUCCUAGGAAGAGAAAGAACUCAAUGAAGGUGAUGUUCAAAUGCCUGUGGAAAAACUGCGGAAAGGUACUGAGCACAGCUGCAGGGAUUCAGAAACACAUACGGACCAUUCACCUUGGACGUGUAGGAGAGUCUGACUACAGCGAUGGAGAGGAGGAUUUUUACUAUACAGAAAUCAGGCUCAACACGGACUCAGUAGCUGAUGGCUUAAGCAGUCUUUCUCCAGUCUCCCCAUCUUUAGCAUCUCCUCCUUCCUUUCCCACCCAAGAUGCAAUCCGUCCUGAAACUUCCUGUGCCAAAACUGAGACUAAAUUGAUGACACCUCUGAGCCGCUCAGCUCCUACCAACCUCUACCUCGUACACACGGACCAUGCUUACCAGGCCACUCCUCCAGUGAACAUUCCAGGGUCAACAAAAUUCACUCCUAAUGGCAGUAGCUUUAGCAUCUCUUGGCAGUCGCCUCCAGUUACCUUCACCGGCAUUCCAGUCUCACCAACUCAUAGUCGUCCUGCAGGGAGUGGAGAGCAGAAACAGUCCCACACAGCUCUUUCAUCACCGCCUAGAGUAGCAUUUGGCUUGAGGAAGCCUAGAGGGGAGGGGAAAAAAUGUCGGAAAGUCUAUGGGAUGGAGAACAGAGAUAUGUGGUGUACUGCCUGCCGGUGGAAGAAGGCCUGCCAAAGGUUCAUCGACUAACGAUUGGAAUUAUGCAGAGGAUUUGGGGAUGGGGGAGGACAGCAGCAGAACCAGAUUGCUGCAGCUGUAAUGUAUCACUUCCCAUUUUCCCUCCAGUGAUGUGGUGUUUGUUUUUUAAAAAAAAAAAAAUUUUUUUUUUUGAAGAGCUUUGUAUUUCAAAGUGAAGCACUUGUAGCCAAGGAGAAGCACUAAUCAAAACCUGUGUGGAGCAAUAGAGCAAAAAAACAAUAAACAAAACCAAGAACAUGCAACAAAAUUCUGACUUACUAAGUAUUGAAACCAGAGCAGCUAUUAGUGUAUUUCUGUAAAGGAAAAGAAAAAGUUAAUUUUUUGCUAACUCUAUAAGCUACUUGCUCCUUAGGAUCAUUUUUAACCAUUUCAAUCUCUGUGUUGUGAACGUCUGUAUUAGCUAAGCUGAACAAUUUUUCUUUUCCCGGAACGAAGAUUUUUUUUUGAAAGCUUUCUAAUAAACACUUUAAAGUCAUAUAA
Dromaius novaehollandiae (emu) is the source of this 3308-nucleotide messenger RNA. RefSeq names its product zinc finger protein 704 (gene ZNF704). Gene Ontology annotation, molecular function: DNA-binding transcription factor activity; RNA polymerase II cis-regulatory region sequence-specific DNA binding. Lineage: Eukaryota; Metazoa; Chordata; Aves; Casuariiformes; Dromaiidae. Gene Ontology annotation, cellular component: nucleus. The record is from RefSeq and is a predicted model, not a curated record. The transcript is spliced from 9 exons. The coding region runs from base 1533 to 2819 and encodes 428 amino acids. Gene Ontology annotation, biological process: regulation of transcription by RNA polymerase II.